Messenger RNA from Manihot esculenta (cassava), 1568 nucleotides. Its product is annotated as acyl-protein thioesterase 2. The coding region runs from base 599 to 1375 and encodes 258 amino acids. The record is from RefSeq and is a predicted model, not a curated record. Lineage: Eukaryota; Viridiplantae; Streptophyta; Magnoliopsida; Malpighiales; Euphorbiaceae. Gene Ontology annotation, molecular function: hydrolase activity. The transcript has 9 exons.
CAUAAAUUGGAAGCUUGAAACACAUUUUAGCUGCAGGGUUAAUUGGGUACCUGUCAAUCAUGAAAAAUUCAUAAACAAAUGAUUGAGAAAAGAUAUUUUCUUUUACGGACCUGGAUUGUUCUUUCUAGUUUUCAGAAAUAUUCUUGAGAGCUGUCGUUGAUUAUUGUUUUUGUUGUUGAUAGUUGGGAUUGCUUUAUUAUUAUUUUUUAGUCACUGCCCAUAAGCAUAGAUUCUCUCUAUGUUGCAAAUCUCAAAGCCUUCCCUCUCUCCUAGCUGUGUGGCUCUUGGACGGAUGAUUUUGCUGUUCUCUGCUAGGAUUCUCUGGGGUCUUCAAAAGAUCUCCUGCUUUUUUUUAUCCUUGUCUUUUUCACUCUCUCCUUUUUAUGGAUGCCUCCCCACUUUUCCAGUUUCUACGUGGUUUCAGGCUCUAAUAUAUAGCUGGUGUGCACACUGCAUUUACUAGUGAAAGAUAUGCAUAUUCACCUCUUUUAUUCCUUCUCCACGCUAUAAAUAGAUAUUCUCUUUCUGGCUUUUCUUCAAGCAGCUGGUCUUCAGUCGUUUCCUGUUCAUAGGUGGGAGGUUUUGUUGCAUCCCCAAAAUGAGCUAUCAACAACAUCCUUCUAUGGGUUCUGGUAGCAGAACUGCUAGAAGAACUUUUGAGUUUGGGAGGACUUACGUGGUGAGGCCUAAGGGGAAACAUCAAGCUACUAUUGUCUGGUUACAUGGUCUCGGUGACAAUGGUUCAAGCUGGUCCCAGCUUCUGGAAAGCCUUCCUCUUCCAAAUAUUAAAUGGAUUUGUCCAACUGCUCCUACACGUCCUGUAGCACUGCUGGGUGGAUUUCCUUGCACUGCAUGGUUUGAUGUGGGUGAGAUCUCAGAAAAUAGUCCUGAUGACUGGGAAGGAUUAGAUGCCUCAGCAGCACAUAUUGCAAAUUUACUGUCAACAGAGCCUACUGAUGUUAAAGUUGGUAUUGGAGGCUUCAGUAUGGGUGCUGCAACAGCACUGUACUCUGCAACUUGUGCUGCACUGGGACGAUAUGGAAAUGGCAAUCGAUACCCUAUCAAUCUCCAAGCAGUUGUUGGACUAAGUGGAUGGCUCCCAGGUUCAAGGGCCUUAAAGAACAAAAUAGAAGGGUCCCAUGACGCUGCAAGGCGUGCUGCAUCCUUGCCUAUUUUACUUUGUCAUGGAUCAAGUGAUGAUGUAGUCCCCUACAACUAUGGAGAGAAAUCUUUCCACUCCUUACAUUCAGCUGGCUUUCAGCAUCUCACAUUUAAACCGUAUGACGGGCUUGGGCAUUACACAGUUCCUAAAGAAAUGGAUGAGGUUCGCAAUUGGCUCAUAGUAAAGCUGGGACUUGAGGUCCCACGUGUGUAACUCCUAGUAAGAGCUAGUGCUGAGGAACAACAGGGAGCAGUAACAAGAUAAGGGAAAGAAACGGAUUUGUAAAAUUGGGUAGUAAAUAGAAUGGGUGGUAUAUGGUAUAGAUGAAUUAACUCUCCUAAUUCCGUUUUUGUCUCUUUCCAGACAUAAAAAAUAAAGUUCUGAAUGUGUUUGUCAUUCAUUUAGC